Oreochromis niloticus (Nile tilapia) is the source of this 4961-nucleotide messenger RNA. RefSeq names its product copine I (gene cpne1). Gene Ontology annotation, biological process: positive regulation of tumor necrosis factor-mediated signaling pathway; regulation of canonical NF-kappaB signal transduction; cellular response to calcium ion. Lineage: Eukaryota; Metazoa; Chordata; Actinopteri; Cichliformes; Cichlidae. Bases 316 to 1923 code for a protein of 535 amino acids. The transcript is spliced from 16 exons. The record is from RefSeq and is a predicted model, not a curated record. Gene Ontology annotation, molecular function: calcium-dependent phospholipid binding. Gene Ontology annotation, cellular component: plasma membrane.
GGAGUCGAGUACGCAACUGCAUGUUCAAUCAGAGAAUAGUUAGCCUGGCCACCACCCUCCCGUGUCACCGAAGGCUUUCGAGCAACGACAAACGGAGUUAUUUUCGUCUCUAUUACUCAAGGCUUGUAUUGUGUGGUGUGUAUUUUACUAGAAAGCCCGAUAAACUGGUCAGAUAACGUUCGGUGAGCUCUUUAGUGUGUUUAACAGAAAAAACAAGGUGUAGUUUCCUUUCGUGGAUUGUGGGAGUGGCUGCACACGGCCCUUGGUUUCUAUUCCUGUGGUUUGAAGGGGAUAAAAUCUAACGGAUCCAAUAAGAUGGCAGACUGUGUCAGCAAGGUGGAGCUGAGUGUCUCCUGUGCUAACCUGCUGGAUAAAGAUGUGGGGUCAAAGUCUGAUCCUCUGUGUGUCCUGCUGGAGAGCACUGGAGGAGAUAAGUGGGCUGAGCUGGGCCGCACUGAGCGUCUGAAGAACAACUCCAGCCCGUCCUUCAGUCAGCGUCUCCGACUGGAUUAUCACUUUGAGAAAGUUCAGAACCUGAAGCUGGGUGUCUACGACAUCGACAACUCCAGCUCUGACCUUGGUGAUGAUGACUACCUGGGAGGGGUGGAGAUCACACUUGGGCAGAUAGUUUCCAGCAAAACUGUGACCAGACCUCUACAGCUGAAGAAGGGCAAACCUGCAGGGAAGGGAACCAUUACUAUCACAGCAGAGGAGAUAAAGGACAACAGAGCCAUUGAGUUGGAGUGGGAGGCUAAAAACCUUGACAAGAAGGAUACGUUUGGGAAGUCUGAUCCAUUCCUGGAGUUUUUUAGACAGGGAGAUGAUGGAAAAUGGCAGCUGGUCCACAGGACAGAGGUUGUGAAGAACAAUCUGAAUCCAACCUGGAAGAAGUUCACCAUCCCUCUGCAAACUUUCUGCUACAGCGACCUUGAAAGACCUCUGAAGGUGGAUUGUUCUGAUUACGACAGUGAUGGAUCUCAUGAUCUGAUUGGUUCUUUCACCACUAAAGUCUCCGAUAUGCAGAAAGCAGCACACGGCUCACCGGUGCAAUUUGACUGCAUCCAUCCCGAGAAACAGAAGAAGAAGAAGAGCUACAAGAACUCUGGAGUUGUCUCUGUCAAGAGCUGCAAGCUGAUCACUCAGUACACCUUCCUGGACUAUGUGAUGGGCGGCUGCCAGAUCAACUUCACCGUUGGGAUCGACUUCACUGGCUCUAAUGGUGAUCCUCGCUCACCCAACUCUCUCCACUAUAUGAGUCAAGAUGGGCUGAACCAGUACCUGUCUGCUCUGUGGUCUGUGGGCCAGGUCAUCCAGGACUAUGACACCGAUAAACUCUUCCCAGCGUUCGGUUUUGGAGCCAAAUUACCUCCAGACUACCAGGCAGCACACCACGAAUUUGCGCUGAAUUUCAACCCAACUAACCCUUACUGCCAAGGCAUCCAGGGGAUUGUUGAAGCCUACAGGAUGGUUUUGCCUCAGCUCAGGCUCUCUGGACCAACAAACUUCUCCCCCAUCAUCAACCACGUUGCCUCCAUUGCUGCCGGUGCCGCACAGGCUAAUGCUGCCGCUCAAUACUUUGUCCUGCUCAUCCUCACUGAUGGCGAGAUCACUGACUUUGACCAGACGAGGGACGCCAUCGUUCGGGCAUCAAGACUCCCCAUGUCAAUCAUUAUUGUGGGGGUAGGACCAGCUGACUUUAAGGCCAUGGAGCUUCUGGAUGGAGAUGACGGUGUGCUUAGGUCAACAGUUGGAGAAUCAGUCGCCAGAGACAUCGUCCAGUUCGUGCCGUACAGACAGUUUGCAGAUGCUUCUCAGGCUGCUCUGGCUCAGGCUGUGCUGGCCGAGGUUCCCAAUCAGGUGGUCUCUUAUUUUAAAAUGAGAGGGCUGGAACCACCAAAAUCUCAGGCUGCUGCUAAAUCCUAAAGCUAAAAAUCCUAAACAUUCCACAUUCCCCAAAACCGAAGGCCCACCCUCAUGUCAUUCCAACCCACCGCUAGACCACAUGCCCCUACUCGGCCUUCAGCCACCAAAGUUGACCACUCUUCAAGGACCAUGCUGAUGUGUUAGCCAAUUGCAGAACAGCACUCGACUAUUAGCCAAUCAGGAUGCCACAAGAAAACAUCCCAGUUUUGUUUACUCCAUUUAAGAAUCUCUUUGUUUCCAGAUCUUUGUCUUCUAUAGGUGGAAUGAUAAUCUUGUAAUAUAGAUUAUUUAUUCCUUCUGCUGCUUCCACAGUAUCUAUGCAGAUCACGUGUGUUUGUUAGCACAUGUUUGGAAAUCAAAGAGAGACACACACACACACACACACACACACACAGGGGAAAACGUGUUUUGUUCCACGUGUAUUCUAAAAGAAGAAGAAAGAUGUGAUCUCUAACAACUGUACAGAUGUUUGGGUUUUUUCAUUCAUUUCAAUAUAGUUUUAGCACAGCAGCCCCUAGUGGAUAUGAGUGGCACUGCAGCUGCUGGUUCCUCGGCUCUGUGUGUGUGUGUGUGGCUCUAAUUAGCUUUUUUGUUAAUGUGCCAAUACCUUGCACUUUGCUAUUAGACUAAAUGCUGGAAGAUUAUAUUACAAAUGAUAUAUAGCUUUACACCUACAGCCUUACUAUAGACUUUAAUUAUAGUUUAGCUUCUUUCUUGCUACUUGAGCCUGAAUGUUUCGGAUUGCUCUCUUAUACUGCUGGUUGCUAAUGCUGCCAUUUUGGCUCCCAGCACACAAGCUCCACUUUGCACAUUAUGUCAGUAAUGUUUGCAGGUUACAUAGUAAAUCUGAACAUCUGCAGUUCAACUGCAAUCAGUGAAUAUAAUUGAUUGAAAUAUAGUCGAGGUUGGAUAUUAAAGAAAAUAUAAUGUGAGCUUUAUAACGAAACAGUCGGUAUCAAACAUAAUGUGCAAAGUGAAGUGAAACAAAGUUUGGCACAUCGACUGUAAAGUGCCUUUUAGAAUAAACCUGAAUACUUUUCACACUUGAAUGAAUCCUGGGAGCCAAAAUGGCCACCUAUGCAGCACAGUGACAUCACUGCUCGCUGUCAUGCUCUCUUUAGAUCCUAUGCAAAUAAGAUGUUUUUGAAGUUGGGAAAAAAAUUGUUUCCAAAGCAAACACGAACACUUACAACAUGAAUUUGUAUUUAAGCUUGAACUCCAUAUCACAGCAACAUGUCCAGGCUUUGUGAAGGAUUAAUGCCAAGGAAAACACGAGAUGGAAAAGUAAGCAAUUAAUAAUCAGACUAAGCUUUUAUGUAACUGAAACGCAGUGAAGUCAUAAAACAGCCGGCAUUGUAGACACUUUAAGAAGCCUCGAUAUAAACAUGACUCCUUCAGCCUGGGGUGCUGGCAUUUAAAACGUGUCAAAAUAUGUUUACAGCAUAGUCACAUUUAAUUUUGUUAUAAAAUACACUGUUACCACAGCUUCAACUGUAAAGACUUCUAAACAAUUAUUAGAUGUUGUGCCUUUUUUUUUUUUUUUUUUUUUAAAGAUUAGCUAGAGAAAAUGCAGGAAAGGAAGGAGGAAAAAUGGGAAACACAAAGAAGUGCUCGGUUAAACUGAAACCCUUGACUUUGUGGUCAGUGUCUUGACCUCCAAACUCAUGGGGUGGCAAGAUUUAGCUUUUGUACUCAUGUCACAUCACCACUUUUGCGCAAGAUGUUGAUUUAAAAACAAAAAGUGACAGUUGUUAAUCAACGUUCGAUUCUCACAGCGAAUUUUAGGUCAAAUUUUUGUACUCUGUAUUGAUUGUAUUUUUAUUUCAACUUGAGCCAAGAUUUGUUGUUUCAGUCUCAUGAAAGAACGCAAGCGCUGGUUUGAUUUUCUUCAAUUAAAACCCUGAUAGAUCAGAUCUCCAGGGGAAAAAAGGUCAGGUGAUCAAACAUGUUGUUUUAUCUAUUUUUAAUUGAAACAGUAUUUCACCAUGAAUAUGGGUAAUAGAAAGCCACCUCCUCUGCACAGCGUCCUGAUAGACUCGCAGGAAGUGAAUCCUCUGCUAAUUUUGUCACAGAAGUUCAGAGAUCAGCUGAAUGGGAUAAACUGAUUCUUGAUAAAAGACCAUCUCUCUUGUUUUGCUUUACUGUUUGCCAAAAUCCUUUUCCUUGCAGAACUUAUUAUAAUUAUCACAGCAGCGCACACAACUUUUGUAUUAACAGCUGUGAUCAGUUCAACAGAAGGAUCAGUUUCAUUUAAAUACACUUUAAACCACUGCAAAGUUUGUUUGUUUUUUAAGUUCCACGUCUUGGACAAAAUUUGGGAGAAAAGUCUGUUUUUAUUUUGUUUGUUUGUUUGUUUUUUUUAAAUUUCUUUUCUGCUCUAUGCCAACUUUUAGGUUGGGAGCUGCUGGUUUAUUUCUGCUGUGGCAAAAGGGUUAGGGUUAGUCUUAGAAACAGGCCUGCAGUAUUUGAAUUUUCUGCAAACAGAAAAUUCUAAAUUUGUUGUAGAAAAAGAUAAUUAAAUCUAUUAUUGUUCUGAUUUUAUUUUAGUUGUUUUGGGGUUGUUUUUUUGUGCCAAACAUUAGUAGAUUCAGUAGAAAGUUUGUUUCUUUGAGGUUGUUUUUCACCUUCACCCUGACCUGGUGCUUCUAAAGGAAGGGAAACUUCUGUUUUCACAUGUUGAAUACUGAAAUAUAUUUUUGUUCUAGUAAAACAUAUUUUAGGAGACCAUGAUUAAUCACAUUGAUUGCUCACAUGAUGCUGCCAUCUCACAAACCCACAGUAGCAACAAAUUAAGCUUAAGAUUAGGUAUUAACAAUAAUAAUAAUAAAGCACUGCAUCUCCCAUAAUAUUCCCACAGUGCUGCAGGCUGUGAUUAGAAUAGUUUGUAGAGCCACAGCGUAAUGUGACUAGCAGCUCCACUGCUCGUUCGGCUAACUACUAUUGACUUACCUGUGUAACUAAACCAGUAUAACCAAUAAUAAACCUGUCUGUGAAGAAUGCUUGUCUCAAGGCGGUAAUAAAAACUGGGAAAAGGAAAA